Messenger RNA from Strongylocentrotus purpuratus (purple sea urchin), 1125 nucleotides. RefSeq lists its product as uncharacterized. Lineage: Eukaryota; Metazoa; Echinodermata; Echinoidea; Camarodonta; Strongylocentrotidae. Bases 151 to 1125 code for a protein of 324 amino acids. The record is from RefSeq and is a predicted model, not a curated record. The transcript is spliced from 7 exons.
GUUAGAUAUAAUACAUUAUAGUAAUGUCAGCCAUUGUUUAUCUAACAUGAUGUCGUACUAUUACAACAGCUUGAGACUCUGGACAUCUUCUCUGAAGAUCUCCGUGAACGUCCCAAUGCAUCACGUGACCUAGCUCAGUUCAUCUGUAAGAUGCCUCAUCUGAAGAACCUGACACUCAAUAGGGAGUACAAGGCCUUUCUUCACGAUGACUUCUACUCAACAUCAUCGUCGAUGGCAUCAUCAGCAAAGAUUGAGACUGUGGACAUCUUCUCUGAAGAUCUCCGUGAACGUCCCAAUGCAUCACGUGAUCUCGCUCAGUUCAUCUGUAAGAUGCCUCAUCUGAAGAACCUGACACUCAAUGGGAAGUACGAGGUCUUUCUUCACGAUGACUUCUACUCAACAUCAUCGUCGAUGGCAUCAUCAGCAAAGAUUGAGACUCUGGACAUCCCCUCUGAUGAUCUCCGUGAACGUCCCAAUGCAUCACGUGACCUAGCUCAGUUCAUCUGUAAGAUGCUUCAUCUGAAGAACCUGACACUUAAUGGGAAGUACGAGGUCUUUCUUCACGAUGACUUCUACUCAACAUCAUCGUCGAUGGCAUCAUCAGCAAAGAUUGAGACUCUGGACAUCCCCUCUGAUGAUCUCCGUGAACGUCCCAAUGCAUCACGUGAUCUCGCUCAGUUCAUCUUUAAGAUGCCUCAUCUGAAGAACCUGACAUUUAGUGGUUUCUGUCACGAUGACUUCUACUCAACAUCAUCGGAGAUGGCAUCAUCAACAAAGAUUGAGACUCUGGACUUCUCCUAUGAUGAUCUCCGUGAACGUCCCAAUGCAUCACGUGACCUAGCUCAGUUCAUCUGUAAGAUGCCUCGUCUGAAGAACCUGACAUUCUGGGGUUCCUGUCACGAUGACUUUUACUCAACGUCAUCGGCGAUGGCAUUGUCUGCAAAGAUUAAGACUCUGGUCAUCUCUGGUCAUCUCAGUAAACGUCCCAAUUCAUCACGUCAUCUCGCUCAGUUCAUCUUUACGAUGCCUCAUCUGAAGAACCUGACACUCGGUGGUUACUAUCACGAUGACUUCUACUCAACAUCAUCGGUGAUGGCAUCAUCAGGAACGAUCAAUAUGAUCUAG